Molecule: messenger RNA, 2003 nt
Organism: Zingiber officinale
Lineage: Eukaryota; Viridiplantae; Streptophyta; Magnoliopsida; Zingiberales; Zingiberaceae
Product: transcription factor MYC2-like
Exons: 2
Coding region: 1-1944 (647 amino acids)
Biological process (GO): regulation of DNA-templated transcription
Cellular component (GO): nucleus
Molecular function (GO): transcription cis-regulatory region binding; protein dimerization activity; DNA-binding transcription factor activity
Source: RefSeq, a predicted model, not a curated record
AUGAACCGGAACCAGCCCGACAAGUUGACAGGCUGGUUCCGGUUCAACCCGGCGAACCGAGUCAACGGGCAACUGGCCCGUUGUCCCGGGAGACCGCCAACAGAGGCUGGCCGGGCCCUACUCGAUCGAUACCACCUCAGGAACUACGUUAUUAAACCUCCUCCCCUCCGCACUCUUCCUAUCCCAACCGCCGCCGCCGCCGCCGCCGAGGACGACAACGAACGUACGACAUCCCACGACAACGCCUCCAUGAUGGAUGCCUUCCUCUCCCUCUCCUCUUCCACCGCCGUCACCCACCGCAAUGUAAUUAGCAGCUGGAACUCGCUUCCUCAAGAGCCGCCUGCCUUGCCCUCCUCCUCAUCCUCCUCCCCCUCCUCUCACUUUACUGUCACCGCUUCUAUACCGGCCCCUAAGUUCACCGGGGAGACCCUCCAGCAGCGCCUCCACUCGCUCAUCGACGGCGCCAGCGACAAUUGGAACUACGCCAUCUUCUGGCAGCUCUCCCCAGCCGCCGCAGGCGUCGCCCUCACUUGGGGCGACGGGUACUACCGGGGAUUGGACGAGGACAACAGAGUACUGCACCGAAGAAAGGGGAAAACUGGAGUUCCAGCCGAACCAGGCCUGGAGGUCAACUCCUUCAUGUCCGGCGGCAGUGGCAAUGACUCGGCCGACGAGAAGGCCACUGACACCGAGUGGUUCUUCCUCGUGUCGAUGACGCAGACGCUUGCUCCCGGAUCUGGGCUCCCGGGACAGACCCUCCUCACCGGUUCGCCGGCGUGGUUGACGACGGAGGAAGUCUUGGAGGCGGACCCUUGCGAACGUGCAAUGCUGGCAAGGGUGUUCGGGUUCCGCACUAUGGCCUGCGUUCCCCUGCCCUGCGGCGCCGUCGUCGAGGUCGGUUCAACGCAGGAGAUCUACCAGAACGUCGAUUUCUUGAACAAGAUCAGAGAGCUCUUCCAUGGCCGCACUGCAACUACAUCGUGGCAGCCGUCGGUGGAGCACGGAGCGCUCCAGGAACCUUGCGAUCUCUACAUCUCCGAGCCAUCCGCCUCGAAGCCUCCUAAUUCCUCUGUUAACGUCGCGAUUUCCCCAACUGGGGGCGGAGCCGACUCCCUCUGCACCGACAAGUACAUCUCCCACGAGAUCAAGAAGUCUUCUUCAAGCAACGACGACGACGAUUGGUUCCUGUCCACGCCCAUUGCGGCGGUGAAGCUGGAGGGCCUCCUUGACUGUAUCGCCGGAGACAGCUCGGACCGCUACUCCGACAUGCAGGCAUCGGUCCGGGAGGUGACGAGAAGUACUGCGCUGAUGGAUCCAGCAUAUAAUCGGCCGAAGAAGCGGGGGCGGAAGCCGGCGAACGGGCGCGAGGAAUCAGUGGACCACUUGGAGGCGGAGCGGCAGCGGCGCAAGAAGCUGAACCAGAGGUUCUACUCGCUGCGCUCCGUGGUGCCCCACGUGUCCAAGAUGGAUAAGGCCUCGCUGCUCGCCGACGCCGUCGCCUACAUCAACGAGCUCCGUUCCAAGACGAAGGCGCUCGACGCGGACAAGAGAAGGCUGCUGGCCGAGCUGGCGGAGCUCGAGGUAAAUAAGGAGACGGCCACCGCCGCCACCGGCAGCCAAACGCCGACCAACCCCCCACCGGGAAGCAUGGUGCGGUGCGCCGACGCCUUGAUGGAGGUGGAGGUGAAGAUUUUCGGGCGGGAGGCGAUCGUCCGGGUGCAGAGCGACUGGCAGCGCCACCCGGCCGCUAGGCUGAUGGCGGCGCUGCGCGAGCUGGAGCUGGAGGUGAACUGCGCCAACGUGUCUGUGGUGAAGGAGCUGAUGAUGCAGCAGGUGACCGUCAAAAUGACGAACCGGGUCUACACGCAGGAGCAGCUAACGGCGGCGCUGUUCGCCGCCGUCGGCGUCGCCGGAGAAACCUGUCGAUCACAAACAUCGAGCUAGGAAUAGUUAAUUGAAGCUUUCUCUUCACAUGCAUGGCAUCGCCACCGAUUGCUAGCUUC